Penicillium oxalicum is the source of this 2394-nucleotide messenger RNA. Its product is annotated as response regulator. The record is from RefSeq and is a predicted model, not a curated record. Gene Ontology annotation, cellular component: Mcs4 RR-MAPKKK complex. Gene Ontology annotation, biological process: osmosensory signaling via phosphorelay pathway. The transcript is spliced from 4 exons. NCBI's taxonomy places the organism in Eukaryota, Fungi, Ascomycota, Eurotiomycetes, Eurotiales, Aspergillaceae. The coding region runs from base 1 to 2394 and encodes 797 amino acids. Gene Ontology annotation, molecular function: phosphorelay response regulator activity; protein kinase activator activity.
AUGCCAGAGAGACGCCUGUCGCGUCUGCUCAAGGCCAAGCUGCUUCGACGAUCUUCGACACCCGCUGUUCCAAAAACGGGCGACGGGCCCGAUCCACGAGUCCACCCCCCCAACUCAACCUCUCGCUCGCCUUGCACUCCGCAUCUCUUCGACUCCGCCAGCGACAGGUCGCCCUACAGUCUCGUCUCGUCGGUUCCCGAUCACUCCUCCGACGAGAUAGCCUCAGUGCCUGGCUGCCACCUGCCCGAAGAUAGCCGCUCCGAAAAACCCAACCAUCGGGCCGAGUCCCAGCCUUCAACCCGUCGUUCAUCGCAUCAAGACCCAGACCUCCCGGCGCUGCAGCAUCGCCACGCAUCAGAACGUUCAACAACUUCAUCGUCACCGCCACCACCACCACCGCCACUACCCACUCUCUCCGUAUCUAUCGUUUCCCCUUUACACACCCCCAUUUCCGAGGAAACUUUCUCCUCCGUCGAGGUCACUCCUCUGCCCACUCCACAGCGAUCCGACAACACCCCGACCCCAUCGUCCGAGGCGAAGACUUCCGAGUCGACCCCGUCGGAGAAGAAAGCUCCCUUCACCGUGGAGUCUGUCAACGAGAGUCCCAACGAGGAACCCCCAGUGGCCUCCCCUCUGUCUCCGCCUCCUUCGUCCACCAAACCUCCCAGCAUCGCCAUCCGCAGACGAUCUUUUCUUCCUGCCUCUCAUCAGAACUUGAUCAAAGGGCUCGGACAUUCGAGUCCACGCCCAACCCAGCGUGAUCAGGGCAGCAGUCGUACUCCCAUCGCUGCUGCCGAGAUGGUUCAGCGCCGAGUGUGGGUGAAAAGGCCGGGCGGCUCAGCGACGCUGGUGCCCUGCUUGGAGGAUGCCGUGGUGGAUGAACUCCGCGAUCAGGUCAUUAUGAAAUAUGCCAACUCCCUGGGCCGGUCAUUCGAUUCUCCCGACCUUGUGCUUCGGAUUGUGUCGCGCGAGAAAUCCAAUCGACAACAGACGCCAGAGAGGCUCUUGAGUCCCGAAGAGACAGUCUCGUCCAUCCUUGACAAGUACUAUCCGGGAGGCCAAACGGUCGAAGAAGCAUUGCUGAUCGAUGCACCCACGCGCCGCACUCCCAAGCCAUCUCCACUGAACCCAAACGGCCACACCCCUCCCACUCACUCGGCCAGCUCAGGCGGCCCUGGCGCCCCAGCCAUCUCGAUCCUCACCACUGGAGUCGCGCCCACGCUGCCAUCGCCAGGAACCCGAGCGGGAAGACAUCAUCGUCGUCCACCGCUUACCCGACACACGACGAAUUCGCCCACGAUACUCGGCCAGAACACUUCGAGCACUGCCGGUUACAUGGCUGCUGAUUUGUGUCCUCUCCCACCAGACAAUGGCAUUGCCUCUCACGCUCAGCCACCCCCGUCUGCGCCAACGCAACCGACACCUCCGGCCCCCGCUGCAGACUCGCCACAGGUCAAAUCACACACACCUCCGGCGCCAAUUGCUUCCCCACGCUCCUUCCGCAAGCCUAAGGGUGCUGCUUCGCCCGGCGCAGCCUUUGGCGGUCUCAUUGAGGGAACCGUCCCACCCAUCAACGUUCUGAUCGUCGAAGACAACAUCAUUAAUCAGAAACUGCUGGAGGCCUUUAUGAAGCGACUCAGCGUCCGAUGGAAGUGUGCCGGCAACGGAGAGGAGGCAGUUCGGAAGUGGCGACAAGGCGGCUUUCACUUGGUGUUGAUGGAUAUUCAAUUGCCCGUCAUGAACGGAUUGGAUGCGACCAAGGAGAUUCGUCGCCUCGAGCGACUUAAUGGAAUCGGUGUCUUCCCCAAGACCGCGUCGGGCCGCUCUAGUGUCUCAAGUACUGCGUCUUUGGAGAAACGCCCUGGCCUGCAACGGUCUGUGAGCGAGGAUGACACCCUGUCAGAUCUCUCGCUCUUCCGCAGUCCCGUUAUUAUUGUCGCCUUGACCGCCAGCAGCUUGCAGAGUGAUCGUCACGAGGCACUGGCCGCUGGAUGCAAUGAUUUCUUGACCAAGCCCGUUGGCUUCCCAUGGUUAUCUCAAAAGGUGACCGAAUGGGGCUGUAUGCAAGCUCUGAUUGAUUUUGAGGGCUGGCGCAAGUGGCGCGGAUUUCAAGAUUCCCCGCGAUCGGCCUCCCCCAAUUUUGAUAGCGCGGCCAGCCCAAUGCAGACCGGCAAUCACAAUGACACCAACUCGAAGAUUGACCCUCAAUCACCUUCCACAACUCGGGGUUCUUCCAAGCCCAGAGCUCGACCAAGACGGCCCCAUUUGCCCGACAACGACGAGAUCAUGCGCGAAGAUUCGUGGGGUAGCGGCAGUGGUGACAAUGCCGACUCGCCCAUCAGCCCUGAUCCCGGUUCGGUUUUAGACGUUGAUAUACCGGCCCCCGAUAAUUAA